Macroventuria anomochaeta is the source of this 1164-nucleotide messenger RNA. Its product is annotated as peptidyl-tRNA hydrolase. Gene Ontology annotation, molecular function: peptidyl-tRNA hydrolase activity. Gene Ontology annotation, cellular component: mitochondrion; cytosol. The coding region runs from base 124 to 711 and encodes 195 amino acids. The transcript has 2 exons. The record is from RefSeq and is a predicted model, not a curated record. NCBI's taxonomy places the organism in Eukaryota, Fungi, Ascomycota, Dothideomycetes, Pleosporales, Didymellaceae.
AUCAGUGCCAUCACAAUACCCAUACAGUCGCUACUUAGUCAGAGAUAGCAAGGCUACAGUCGCCUCGAUACCUACUCCAUACAUCUAGUACAAAGAACGAACGCAAGCCGCCACGACCAGACGAUGCAGGAAGGCACACAGCCCUCCACAGCGAACAUUGCGGUCGCAUGCGCCAUACUCGCUGGUGUCACUGGCUACUUCCUCGGCACAGCAAAGUCACUAGGGUUAUUUGGAGGUAGUCCAAUCUCCGAGCCACCACAGCGAAAGGGCGAGAAGGCACAAGAGUCAGAGGACGAGUCCAGCGACGACGAGGAUGACGACACAGCACCUGCCGAGUUCCCUGGCCACACCGAAGAAUGCAAGAUGGUACUGGUAGUGCGGACAGAUCUGGGCAUGACAAAGGGCAAGAUUGGCGCGCAAUGCGGUCACGCGACUCUAGCGUGCUACAAGCACUUCCUUCGACACGCACCGAACUCGACUAUCCUCCAGCGCUGGGAACGAAUGGGUCAAGCAAAGGUGGCAUUGCAGGUGAAGGGCGAGGAGGAGCUGGAGAUACUGCAGGCGCAAGCUGUGAGCCUGGGGCUGGUUGCGCACAUCGUUCAUGACGCAGGUCGUACUCAGAUUGCGAGUGGCAGUGCGACUGUGCUGGGUAUUGGACCUGCACCAAAGGGAGUGAUUGAUCAGGUCACGGGACACCUGAAGCUGUUGUGAGUGAAAAGCAUACCGCAAAGCGCAGAACACAUCAUUACGAAGACAUGACCGCAUUUUCAGCGAAGAGAAAUGAUACAUGGUGCACAAAAGAAGCAAACAUCAAUGCUGUCGAUGGUCCUCUUGCCAGCACCUGCUGCUCCAGCUCGACACUCAAAGCUUGAGUGCAAGUAAAGUAUGUAGCCAACUGGGUUUGUCCCAAGCGUCAUGGACCGACGGUCUAGCAAAAGGGAACAGGAAUCAGUCUGCCUGGCACGCACCUUCCACCGAGCUCAAACCUUGCGGCGAACUCAGGCUUCCAGCAACGUGCCGACUUGCUCUCCAGCCUGUCGUUCGGAAAUUGACAUCCACUGAUCAAGACAGCUCCAUGGUCACGAACGAACUGCCAGCUCUCGACCGAACACACCCCUAAGGGUGGACGGGAAAACUGGCACAGGCUGUUGGUGAGAGGAAGGU